This is a messenger RNA of Lemur catta (Ring-tailed lemur), 842 nucleotides long. RefSeq names its product interleukin 24 (gene IL24). NCBI's taxonomy places the organism in Eukaryota, Metazoa, Chordata, Mammalia, Primates, Lemuridae. The record is from RefSeq and is a predicted model, not a curated record. The coding region runs from base 1 to 765 and encodes 254 amino acids. The transcript is spliced from 8 exons.
AUGGACGAGGUCUCAGAGGAUGUGCUGCGCCAGGUCACACUUGGUGAGAGCAAAGCUACACGUCAUUGCGUCCUCAUGGUCCUAGGAGGACUCUGUUUUACAGGUGAUGAUGCCGUGAUAAGCUCCUCGGAGGCUGAGGCCCAGGCACGCGUUCGCCUGGCCUGCCCACGUUCGAUCACUCCUUCCUCAGACAAUCCUCCGUCCUCCCUGCCCAUGGGCUCGCGAGCGCAGGCGGCCGCCCUCCCUUGCCUGAGCCUGAUGCUGCUUCUCUGGAGCCAGCUGCCGGGGGCCCGGGGCCAAGAGUUCCGAUUUGGGUCCUGCCGAGCGAAGGGGGUCGUUCUCCAGGAACUGUGGGAGGCCUUCUGGGCCGUGAAGGACGCUGUGCAAGCUCAGGAUAACAUCACGAGUGUCCGGCUGCUGCGGCGGGAGGUUCUGCAGGACGUCUCGGAUGCUGAGAGCUGUCACCUCAUCCAUUCCCUGCUGAAGUUCUACCUCAAUACUGUUUUCAAACACUAUUACAAGAGAACAGUGGAAUUCAGGACCCUGAAGUCAUUCUCUACUCUGGCCAACAACUUUAUCGUCAUCAAGUCACAACUGCAGCCCAGCCAGGACAACGAGAUGUUUUCCAUCAGUGAGAGUGCACGCAGGCGCUUUCUGCUGUUCCAGGGAGCGUUCAAACAGUUGGACAUAGAAGCAGCUCUGACCAAAGCCUUUGGGGAAGUGGACAUUCUCCUGACCUGGAUGGAGAAAUUCUACCAGCUCUGAUGCCUGGACCAGCAUCCCCUCCACACCUGUCCCCUGUGUCAUUUCAAAUGGGUGUCCCUUCCUGCGCUGUUCUCUGG